Colletotrichum siamense is the source of this 966-nucleotide messenger RNA. RefSeq lists its product as uncharacterized. Lineage: Eukaryota; Fungi; Ascomycota; Sordariomycetes; Glomerellales; Glomerellaceae. The record is from RefSeq and is a predicted model, not a curated record. The coding region runs from base 1 to 966 and encodes 321 amino acids. The transcript is spliced from 3 exons.
AUGCGCAAGAAAAACAAGACAAGAGGUUGGCAAUUGGUCCUCUCCUACUCCUUCGAACGCCGACAAGUCACGGCAUUUGUCAAAGGAACCCCGACAUCUAUCAUUUCAGACAGCAUUGAUGACCUCGAGAACUGUGCCAGCGAGGCCUCGCAUCCACUUUUGUUCCCAGUCAUCAUUCUUUCCCAUCUCAUCUCGAUGAAGACUGAACUUGAUCAACGAGAGUCCCGCAGCUUGAUCACACGACUGGAACACGCCAUCAGUGUAGUUGAAGCUACUGCAAGAGAACCUAGUUAUUACGAAGAUGGCAUGAUUGAUUUCAGAGCCGUGGCGAGGGAUCUAACGGAGUGCCACAGGCUGGUCUUGCAUAAACGCCCGGCCCUGUGGUUCAAGAUACUUGGUGCGACGGAAGACGCCAUGCAAUCGUUUUGGACGAACAUCCCCUCCAAUGAGAAGACGGAAGACAUGAGAAGGCUUCACUCCAGUCUUCAAGAUCGAUUGAGCCUGCAAAGAGCUCGCCUCGUUGGCCUUGACAGCUAUACUUCCGUUUCCAUUGAACGCUUGGACAUCCAAAGGAGCAUGGUAUCGUUCAUAACUGCUGAAAUCGCCCAGAAUGACUCAAAGCUUAACCUUCAGAUUGCCGGCGAUCAGCGACAGUUGUCAAAUGACAGUAAGAGCGACAGCAAGGCUAUGAAAGCAUUGUCACUGCUGGGAGCCACAUUCCUGCCAGGCACCUUCCUGGCAUCGAUUUUUAGCAUGACCUUCUUUGACUUUCAAGAAGGAUCUUCGCUAUCACCAAAAAUAUGGAUCUACUUUGCUCUCACCAUUCCGUUGACAGUACUGGUUCUACUAGGUUGGUUCUUGUGGGAACACAACAGGAAGCAACCCAAAGAAAGUCGUUUGCCAGCAUUUGGUAUAAGAAGAACCGCUACAGAGAUGGCCAUCUUGUCAGAGCUGAGGCAGGCAUAA